CCGGAAUACUGUUAAUAUCCAUCCUGAUCCACGUUCGAUUCGUGUCAAGGGCUCCACAGGAUAGAAUAAAGUUUCUGAACGUACCGACUGGAGGACAGUACAUGUAUUAAGACCUUUGAUGGGAUCUGAUCCCAGCCCUGCCUCACAUAGGCCCGCCGGAUCGUGCCCUGGCGUCGUGAUCCUCCUGCUCACUAGUCGAUCACAUCAUCGCCGUGACAUAUGCCCUGCGCUCCACAUGUCACCACGUUCGGACCUUCUCGAUGGAUCGAUCCAAGCACGCAGCCUCGUCUGCAGAACGGCAACCCGAUCCGCUCUCGCAAGUGCGUUGCCGUUCUCACAUCUUUCCGCGGCGCUGACCCGGACUGCAGCACCGUCUACCUGAACCAGACUGGUCGGGGAUCGUCCGAAGCAUAUAUACCUCCAUGUGACCGGAAGCAUCUUCGUGACCUAGCACCGGCCUCGAGACCAUGCGUUCGGACAACGCCUCGUCGGAGGACAGCACUGCCAACAGCCGCGCUUCUGCGAACCAGCCGCCAGCGCUCCCAGAGGACGUCCAGCUGCAGGGCCAGGACGCCAAAGAGGUCCUUCGAAAGAUCGACAUCCGGAUCCUACCCGUGCUGUUCCUGAUCUAUCUCCUGCAGUACCUGGACAAAAACGGCAUCAAUUACGCGAGCGCCUAUGGCUUGGCGGCCGGGACGCAGCUGAAAGGUCAAGAUUACUCAUGGCUGGGCUCCAUCUUCUACUUUGGCUACAUGUUCGCGCAGUACCCAGCCGGCUAUAUACUGCAGCGUUUCCCCAUCGGUAAGGUCCUCGGACUCACGACCCUGGGCUGGGGCGUGAUCCUCAUCACGACCCCUGCGUGCCGCGAUUUCGCAGGCAUCGCCGCCAACCGCUUCCUCCUGGGUGCCCUCGAGGCUGCGGUGAACCCCGGGUUCGUGCUCAUCAUAGGCAUGUGGUACACCGUGCAGGAACAACCGUUACGUCUGGAGUCCUACUACUGCACCAAUGGAGUGGCGACGAUGUUCGGCGGCCUCAUCGGGUAUGCCGUGGGCAAUAUCGGCUCGGGACUGCCUCGAUGGAUGUACGUGUUCCUCAUCUUCGGAAGCUGCAGUAUCGUCGCCGGCAUCAUCACCUUUGUUUUGCUCCCAGACCUUCCUUCCAAGGCCCGAUUCCUGAAUGAACGCGAAAGGGCCGCUGCGGUGGAACGGGUCGCGCAGAAUCGUCAAGGCAUCAAGAACCGCCAUUUCAAGAGAGACCAGGCUUGGCAGACCCUCUGCGACCCGAAGACGUGGAUUCUGUUCGUCAUGGCCGUCGGCGCGCAGGUCCCCAACGCUGCGCUGACCAGUUUCACGUCGAUCAUCAUCGGCUCGUUCGGAUUCGACACGUUGGGUACUCAAUACCUCCAGAUCCCGGGAGGUGCAGUGCAGUUCCUGUCCCUCUUGGGAGGCGGAUUCAUCUGCUCGAGGUUCCCAAACGCACGCUGCAUCACCAUGAUCACGGCGAAUUGCAUCUGCAUCGUCGGGUCUUCCCUCCUGGUCGGGCUUCCUUCGAGCAACAAAUGGGGCCGACUGGUAGCCAUCUGGCUGUGCUAUUUCCAGGGCAUUGGGUUCUCGAUGUCGUUGACCAUGGUCAGCUCGAAUAUUGCAGGCUACACCAAGAAGCAACUGACGGGCGCGAUAUUGUUUACUGGGUAUUGUGUGGGAAACAUCGUCGGGUUCGCCCCUCUCAGAUCACCCGCAAGCACGCAAGCGCUGACUCGACGUCCCGUGAUAGGCCACAGACCUUCCGCAGUGAAGAAGCCCCCGGAUAUCAUUCCGCAUACAUCGCGAUGCUGGUCGGCUAUACAGUGAAGCUGGCCAUGGUGGUCAUUUUGUAUAUUUACAUGUUCUCG
Dissoconium aciculare CBS 342.82 is the source of this 1891-nucleotide messenger RNA. RefSeq names its product allantoate permease. Gene Ontology annotation, cellular component: plasma membrane. Gene Ontology annotation, biological process: dipeptide transport; transmembrane transport; allantoate transport. Bases 468 to 1850 code for a protein of 460 amino acids. Lineage: Eukaryota; Fungi; Ascomycota; Dothideomycetes; Mycosphaerellales; Dissoconiaceae. The transcript is spliced from 2 exons. Gene Ontology annotation, molecular function: allantoate transmembrane transporter activity; dipeptide transmembrane transporter activity. The record is from RefSeq and is a predicted model, not a curated record.